CCUUCGAUGAAGGAGAAUGUCGAAGCAAGGAGAAUAAAGACGAGUAAAGGAAUGGAGCCGGUCAAGAGCGAGAGCAUCAAGAUAAUCUUUGAGGGGGAUAUCGCGACCACACCCAUAAGGGUGGCAGCCACCAAGUCGGCAAAAGGGUCUACAUCAAAGAAGACUGACACGGAUUACGUGAUGACGGAGAAGGACGGGCAGCGGGUCGAUGGAGAGGAGGUUAUCCUUUCGCCGCGAAAAAGGGGAGUGAAGAAGUUCUUAAUGAAGAGUUCGCUAGACGAGAUUGACACGGUCGAGCCACUGAGGCGGGCCCUUGGGCAACCCAUGCAGUGCUCUAUUCUGGAGUACCUGGCGGCAUCGAAGCCGGCUCGUGAUGAGUUACAGAUGAUCACGCGGAAGACUCGCAUACCUCUAUCGGAGGAGGAUAUGGGGGCCCCUAAGGCGGAAGCUUCUACAGUAGCAGUAACGGGGGUGACUGCCAGAGUGGAUCGCAUGGCGACAGUCCUUCUCGAUGGAAUGAAAGGUGUGCCUCCAGACAAGUUUUAUAUACUUGGUAGCGGGGCCGUGGAGACGAUUAUAAAUGAUGGAGCGGUACUCGAUGUUGUGAUCGAUAACGACAGUGAGGCUGUCAUCAUAGACGAGGACCUGGCAAUACAGGUUGGACUGGGCCUCGACAGAUCGUACCUGUUCAAGAUAGAGACGACUGAUGGGAGAAAGCAACAGAUCACUGGGGUUUGUCACAAGGCAGCCAUAGAGGUCCAAGGAAAGGAGAAGGAAGAAGUUAUCGCUUUCCUGAAAGAAAAGAUGGUUUCCCACGUUGCGGAGCCGUCUGAUAGCGCUUAUGCAAAUCGAUGGUUCUUCCUACGAAAGCCGAAUGGCAAGAUCCGAUGGAUCCAGGACCUUCAGAAGGUCAACGCGGUGACGAUACGAGACGUGGGCUCCGUGCCACACGCCGAUCUACUGGCAGAAGGUGCAGCAGGUAGGUCGAUCUAUUCGGUCUGUGAUCUGUUCUCAGGCUAUGAUGAGGUACCGCUUGACCCUAGGGACAGACACCUCACGGCUAUGCAUACGCCAUUGGGACUAAUUCAGAUGAUGGUUGUCCCUAUGGGCUGGACUAAUGGGGUGGCCGUUUUUCAGAGAGYCAUGGUAGCCGUCCUCAAGGACUUCAUCCCUGAUAAGGUUGAAGUUUUUCUGGAUGACUUUCCUAUAAAAGGGCCAGUAGACAGGGAUGAGACAGAGGUUGUACCUGGAGCUAGAAGAUUCGUCGAGCAGCACCUAACAGAUAUUUGCGCGGUACUCGAGCAGCUGGACGAUGCGAAUUUAACAGUCAGCGGAACAAAGAGCCGAUGGGCCGUCUCGACUAUUAAGAUCUUGGGCUUUAUAUAUGAUGCGAGAGAACGCCGAGCAGAUCCGGCGAAGUUAGACAAACUAUUGAACUGACCCUCACCGUUACAUAGCCCAACCGA
Molecule: messenger RNA, 1466 nt
Organism: Chara braunii
Lineage: Eukaryota; Viridiplantae; Streptophyta; Charophyceae; Charales; Characeae
Source: the annotation of a GenBank genome assembly